Messenger RNA from Cinara cedri, 414 nucleotides. Lineage: Eukaryota; Metazoa; Arthropoda; Insecta; Hemiptera; Aphididae. The record is from the annotation of a GenBank genome assembly.
AUGGAAAUGUUUGGAUACUUCGAGAAGACAAUUUCGGAUUGUUAUGAUUCCAAAGGAAUUAAGCGCAAAUCCGACAAUGACGGCAGUGGCGUUCUCACGGAGCUGUCUAUUGACUUGGUUGUGGGUGUAAUGCGGACUUUACUGUACGCCGUUAUCAAUUCGAUACUUUUAAUACCGAAGCUAUUUUAUUUGUACGUAAUGUUUUGGAAUUAUGCGACAAACCGUUUCUGGAAAAUCAUUAAAAUGGACUACUCGUUCAAGGCACUCUUUCAGAUGUUCGUGUUAUCGGGACAAUUCGUCAUGUUUCAUCUACUACUGGAGCGGUGCGCUUACUUUUUGUAUUUGCCAAUAUCAAAAUUUAUUGUGUUAUCGCUUCGAGUCCUUUUGAUUUUGUUCGGUAAAGGAACUCGUUAG